CCAUCGACCUUCCUAACUGAGCAAGGAGCUCUACACAAAAAGUGCAGGGACAGGCUUAUCAACAGCAGCUAUAGAGCGUAUAAGAGCUGGGGAUGGGUCAAUUGGGAGAGUUCGUCGGUCCCUUCUCGCUCUCGCCCUGAACAUGCAGCUCCUCACUUCUGUCGCCGCUGCUGCGGUCCUCGCAAGCACCGUCUCUGCCGCCAACUUCACCGGCGAUGUCUUGAAUGGUGUCCCGGUAAUCCACGACUUAAUCCUCGCGGACGUGCCCGCGCAGAAGAUCUCCAGGUACUACCUGCGUGUCGGCGAGCUCAAUGGCGGCCACCCCGUCCACAUCCCCGUGAUGGUCGCACGCGGCACCCCCGAAAGCCUGGAGACGGGCAAGACGCUGUCGCUCUCGGCCGCGAUCCACGGCGACGAGCUGAACCCCGUGCGCGUCGUGCAGCGCAUCUUCGAGCAGCUGGAGGGCGAGGUGGCUACCCUAAACGGCACCGUCAUCGGCCUCCCCACCGUCAACCCCAUGGGCAUCUACCUCAACCAGCGCAACUACUUCACCGCGUCGGCCUCGGGCUCGCUCACAAACGUCAACCGCGUGUUCCCCGGCACCGCGCCCGCGCUCGGCGGCUCCGGGCCCGACAUCCUCGCCUUCAACAUCUGGAACCAGCUGUGGGCCAACGCGUCCGCCGUCGACGUCGGCAUCGACCUGCACACGCCGUCGUCGGGCGGCGAGACGAGCCUGUGGUGCUACGCCGACUGGCGCGCGCCGUACGUCGAGCGCCUCAGCAAGCUGCUGCAGCCGGACACGCUCAAGGUCGACGUCGGCGAGCCCGGCAGCAUCGAGACCACGUUUGUCGACUACGGGGUGCCGAGUCUGACGGUCGAGAUGGGGCAGGCGAAAGUGUGGAAUACUUCGCUGAUCGACCGCACCGUGGAUUUUGUGAACCGCGUCAUGCGCGACCUGCACAUUGCGCCGGGCAACGGCACCGUCGAGCCCGACCUCUCGCGCGUGUACAUCGCCAACACGUUCCACGACACGUACACGCAGUACGGGGGGUUCGUGGAGCGGCUGGUCGCCGUCGACGAGCCGGUGACCAAGGGCCAGCCCAUCGCCCAUGUGCGCAACGCGUUCGGGGAUAUCCUGGAGACGCUUGUGUCGCCGGCCGACGGCCGCAUGUUCCAGAGCCCCCGCGACCCGUCGUGCGAGCCGGGCAGCAGCGUCGGGCAAAUUGCGUACAACUCGACGGACCCGGAGUGUGCGGAUGGGUGUAUUCUGAGCGGGCCGGCGGGGUCGCGGAGGCGGUAGGAGGGAUUGUAGUGUAGAGGAUUAAUCCGGCAGUAGCCGCUAUGUAAUGUAUGCAUCUCGUCU
This is a messenger RNA of Boeremia exigua, 1363 nucleotides long. RefSeq lists its product as uncharacterized. The transcript is spliced from 2 exons. Gene Ontology annotation, molecular function: hydrolase activity, acting on carbon-nitrogen (but not peptide) bonds, in linear amides; hydrolase activity, acting on ester bonds. The record is from RefSeq and is a predicted model, not a curated record. The coding region runs from base 143 to 1300 and encodes 385 amino acids. NCBI's taxonomy places the organism in Eukaryota, Fungi, Ascomycota, Dothideomycetes, Pleosporales, Didymellaceae.